CGGGGAGCUCAGGGGCCAGGCAGGACAGUCCCGCUGGUUGGAUGUGGCCCGCGGGCCGUAGUUUGCCAAUCCCUGAGUUAUAUCCUUCCAUAAUAAGGUUUGAACUUUUCUGUCUUUCCUCAUGAAGGUGGUUAAAACAUCAACAGCAGCUCUUGGGUUUUUCUCUCAAUAAAAUUAAAGGAGUCAGGCAAAUUCUGUACCACCCCUUGCUCCGCCCGGUCCCCAGUGCAGCUCUGCCGGUAGAAUGCCUGACUUCUAGCACUCUCUGCUGACCUUAUCUAUCUGCAUAAAUCAUUACCCUGGUGACAGGCAUUCUGUAUCUGGGCAUGAGUCCCUACGUAGUUCAACCCAUCUGUAGGAGUUAGAUGCCCUAGAAGUGACAGGACCCCUGCCCCGUUACCAACCCCAGGAGCCUCACAGGCUCUGGCUGGCUCUUUGUUCUUCUUUGAGUGCUUACAGACAUUCCACUCAGGUGUGUGCAUGCCCAGUGCACCAAAGCCGGAGAAAUUCGCCUAGCAGUACUCAUAGGGGUUGUGUUCACGCCCCUUGCCUCAUAGCCUGUCCCCUGGCUGUAUAAGGGCAGCGUUGCCUUGACCCGCCUCAGUUCCUUCUCACCACCCCCAGCUAGAGUCAGCACUGUGGGCACGGCCUUUUUAUCUCUAAGUUGUUGAGAACUUUGUGUUCAUAGUUAGUUGUUUAGUAGUUAGUACCUUAGGUGGGUUAGUUAGUUAGCUGUAGUUUCCUGGUGGAAUGUCUUCACCGGGAUUUAAACGUUGCCCAUCACGUGAGGGGCUAUUCCAAAUAGUGAUCCCCACACGCAGUGUUUAAUGUGCCUGGGAGAGGAACACAGUAAGGACAGAUGCACCAUCUGUAAGUUCUUCAGGACAAGGAUGCAGUUAGCAAGGCACUUGAGACAUGAGCAAGCCAUGAGGCCCACAUCAGCACUGGAGAUGGUACCAGCUCCUCAGCUGUCGUCUGAGCCUCAUCGUACCGAUGUUCUGCGGCAGAACUUGGAGGCAGCCUCUAGGAGGCAGGCUCCACCAAGGAAAAGGACCCAUAAAUCAGAACACAGCUGGCAGAGAGAGUCAUUCUCUGCAGGGAUCAAUGGGGCUCCUUGGGUACCCGUGCGGGAGCUGGUCCUUCAACUCAUUCUCUCGUACCAAGGCAACAUUGAGAGGCUGUACAGUCAACUCCAGCACCAUGCGUGAGUCCAGAACUGCCGUCUUCAGCACCGACAAUGACCACGCCCGUGGCCUAUUAGGCGACAUCAGACCGAUUAUGCCUCUCAGUCCCAGACUCUCCAAUCACCAAUGAACCGUCAGCAGCAAUGACUUCAUCAAUGAUUAUGGCACUGACACCAUCCUUGGUACCACCUGUGCGCCUGGGUACCCUGUCUAGGCUGGUGUCUGACCAGUUCUUCGGCGAUGACGACUUCGGUACAGACUGAGGCUUGAAGACCGGUGCCAACACCGGCACUGGAGCCGCCUUGAGAGUCAGUACUGAGCGAGAACAUGUUGCCCCUGCAACCCAUAGGGCCCCUUACUGACCUAGAGCCCGUGCAGGCAGCAUAUUGGGCUUUGCAUGAAGCUGGAUGGUGGCUGGCUGGCUCUGCCGGGAGUUGACCCUCCAUUACCCCAAAUGACUUUGGGGUUCAUCGGGGCUGAAUUAGAAUUCUUCCUCCCCCUCCCUUUUGUCCCCCAGAGGCCGGUUUACAGCUUGGUCCAGACACACAUCUGACACUGACAUCAUGGGAUCAAUACCAAUCACACAUUAGGCGUAGGGGCUCUUGGCACGCUAGUCAUUGGCCACCGAUGCCUUACCCAUAUCCACGAUGGCCUGGGAAUCUGUGGAACGCUCCUUCUUCCUUCAGAUUCCGAUCUUCCACCCACUCUAGGGCAACCUCUACGCUUUCAAUUCAACCUCCCGAGUCUCUCCUCCUCCCUGAACUGUUGACCCAACAUCACGGCCAGGUGGUUCAUCCAGCAGUAGGCAGUCUACCCCUUACCACGUGGGUGCUGCGUGGCUAGAUGAGGAAGAGAUGCAGUUAAAGAAGUUCUGCUUAGAGUAGGAAAUCUAGGGGGGGCCACCUGUUUUUGUCUAAGUGGAAGCAGUUUUCGAUUUGGGGGACCUCAGAGGGAGUUCAUCCUAUGUCAGCAUGGAUUCAGAACGCUCUGGACUAUUGGUUGCAGUUGAAAUCUUUGGGCCUGGCUCUUAGCUCUUCCAGAGUUCAUUUGGCUAUGAUUUCAGCUUUCUACCCUCCUCUUUGGGGAAAGUCGCUAAAUUCACAUCCUAUGGUAGGGAGGUUUCUGAAAGGCAUUGUCUGUCAUUUUCCACCGGUGAAGAAAAUGGUGCCAUUGUGAGACCUUAAUACAGUGCUCGUGCCACCAAUGAGUCUGUUUGAGUCAAUAGCAACAUGCUCAUUGGCUCUCUGCUCCCAGGAGAUGGCUUUCCCAGUAGCUGUAACAUCCACUAGACUAGUCAGGGAAGCCUUCAUGGCAGCAGAUCCCCCAUACACCCACUUCUUCAAAGGCAAGGUAGCUUCAAGACCAUAGCCAAAAUUUCUGUCAAAAGCGAUCUCUCGGAUUCACCUUAAUGAGGUUAUUUAUUUACCUGUAUUUUUUCCCAAACCACACUUGGGCAUAGAAGAACAACGCCUUCAGACCUUAGAUGUGGGAAGGUACUCGGCAUUUUAUCUGGAAAGGACUAACCCCUUUCAUUCAUCACCUCUCCUCUUCGUAUCUUACACUGAGCGGAUGAAAGGACAAUCGGUCUCCGCUUAGACCGUGGCGAAGUAGAUAAGGACGUGUAUUACCGCAGCUUCUGGAGCAGCUCAGAUUAUGCCCCCAAAGUCGUUACGGGCUCAUUCGACGAGCGCUCGAGCAACAUCAAUAGCCUUUCUUAGAGAUGUUUCCCCGAGUGGAUGGCCGCAGGGCUGCAACUGGCCCUCACUGCACACCUUUGCGAGACACUGCGCUAUCACCACGGCUUCUCGGGCUGAUGCACGCUUUGGAAAGGCAGUUCUGCAGUCUCUGUGUAAAUCGACUCCGAGCCCUGGGAAUACACGUCUGCAACCACUCGAAGAGGAAAAGACUGUUACUCACCUGCGUUGGAGCUGUUCUUCAAGACACGUAUUCCACGACCCACCCUGCACCCCUUCUGCAUCGGAGGCUCCCGCCUGGGGUUUGGUGCAAAGGAACAGAGGGGUCGUGGCAGCUCUGCCCUUCUAGAGCCAGGGGAGGGGCUGUGAGGCAAAGGGCGUGAGCACUGCCCAUGCGUGCUGCUAGGCGGAUUUCUCCAGCUUUGCUGCAUGAGCGUGGGAUACGUGCCUGCAGCCACACUUCGAAGAACAACAGUUACCAGACAGCCCUGCUAGGUCUGCCUGCCUGUGGCCCAGCAGGACGGGUCCUGCCGGGGAAUGGAGCCCCUGGGCCAGGCCUGGGCACUUACCACCCGCGGCUGCUGGAGGGAGCCAGCCCCCGCACUGUGAUGGCGACCGUGCCCCCGCCCGGGCUGAAGUUCAAGCUCAUCCUGCUGGGGGACUUUGGGGUGGGGAAGACCACACUGUUCCACCGCAUCCGGGCAGGGCGCUUCCUGCAGGGGGCCCACACCGCCGACGAGCACCUGGCCAUCUGCGAGAGGACCGUGCAGCUCAGCCUCCCCCAGGCCCCCCGCCUGGCCCAGAUCUCCCUGUGGGACACGGCCGGUGAAGAAAGGUUCCUCUCCCUGAGCAGCUGCUACUACCGGGACACAGACGCUGUGCUGCUGGUGUACAACGUCCAGAGCCAGCUCUCCUUCGACAGCCUCCCGCACUGGGUGUGCGUGGCCCGGCAGCACUGCCCAGAAGCCCCCAUCUUUCUGCUGGGGAACAAGACUGACCUGGAGCCGUGCCUGCCGGAGGACAAGGCUGAGAAGUUUUCUGUGGAGCACAGAAUAGCCGGCAGGUUUAACGUGUCUGCCAAGACAGGGGAGAACGUGGACAGGUGCGUGCAGGGCGUGGUGCAGCUGCUCGUCCUCGAGAGCGAUGCAGGGUGCGGCCGGCUCACGGUGCCGCUGCAGGAGGCCGGCUCCUCCAGCCCGUGCGUGUGCUGAGAGCCCUGGGGAUGCCUGGCAAAACCGCGCUCUGCGUCAGGAAGCUGCUGGGGUCCCAGCCUGAGUCCCGAAAGCCACUGUGCCACCGCCAGCCACUGCUCCUGCCGGGCGUGGAGCCACCUCUGGAGAGACCCUCCUGCCCUGUUCCCGGAACGUGCUGCCGGAUAAUCCCUGCUGUGGGGGGUGAGCAGCCUCGUGCUAUCCGGUCACCUUUGUCCCCUGGAAGGGGAGGCCGGACCCCAGGGACUGGGGCUGAGCCCCACGUCUGUCCCCGCGUCUGCGGUUUGUCCUCUCGCUGCUCACCAGCCUGUAGGGGAGGAGAGCCUCCCACAGGCCCAGCACAUGGACUGCGCCUGGUCGCUGGGAGAUCCAUGCGCACACACUAGGCCCAGCAGGAGGCCGUGUCAGCGGUUAUGGGGGCUCUUCCGCCCUCUGGGCCGGCAGCGAAUCAAUGCCCCCACCCGGUGCUGGAGGGCGCUCUGCGUCCUGUUUGAGAGAGGGUGUGAAAAGCAGCCCCUGCUCCCUAGUGCUCAUUGCAAAUCCCAUUGUUCUCCAUGCAGGGUGGCGGGGUAACCCACUGUCCUGUGCCCUGGCCAGAUGCCAUGUCAAGCACCUGGGCUGGGCUGGGCUCUGGGAGAAGCGAACAAGGAGAAGGGGGCUGCACAGCAGGUGACUUCUUUGCAUCAGCCUUCACUGGGGCAGGGGGUGGGGGGAACCAGUCCCAGACUCGCUCUUGUCAGGCACUGCAGAGAAGGGAGGAGGGAUUGAGGUGACGGGGGGGGGGCGGUGCUGGAACAAGCUGCCAAGGCGCUGGCAGUCCCCAGCACCAGGUGGGAUAACCCACCAGUAGUACUGUGUGAUCUGCACCAGAGGGCGUGGUACCUGGGACCCCUGGUUGCACCUGCCGUAAGAAAGGUGUUGCCCAUGAUCCGGGGAGUCACCGCGAGUCUCAUCGCAAAGCUCGGGAAACUGUCUGAAAUGCUCCAUCGGGUGAAAUCUUGGCCCCAUGGAAGGCAAUGGCAUGUUCCUGUUGGCUUCCCUGGAACUAGGAGUUCACCCAUAGAUCUUCAAGGCUAGAAGGGAGCCUGAGCCUGACCUCCUCAGCAGGCCAGACUGGAUCUCCCCCAGCUCCGUCUGUUCUGAGCCCAGCUGCUUGUGUCUGGCUGGGGCACUCCUCCAGAAAAUCAUCCCAUGUUGAUGUGAAGACGGCAGAGAUGGAGACUCCACCAUGUGAUGUCUGUUUGUUGCAAUGGAUAACUGCCCUGCCUGUUAAAAAUGUCUCAUCUUUCUAACUUCCAUUUGUCUGGCUUUAACUUCCAGCCCUGGUCUCUUGUUCUGUCUUUCUUUGCUAAAUCAGAGAUUCCGCUUAGGGCCUGGUAGCUUCUCCCUGUGUUGAUCCCUCUCUACGGUGCUGAGUGCCACCCGUCUUUCACUGUCUCAAGUCAUCGCUGUAGCUCUUUCCUGCACCCUCACCAAGUUCAACUUCCUUUGUAAAACGUAGGCCCCGUGUUCCAGUCUUAGCACGAUCAACAAAAAGCCAGGGACGAGCCUGCCCGGGCUCUGCAAGGGAAAGUCACGCCUCUCCGAUCUGCUGGAAUUCUUUGAGCAUGUCAGCACAUGGUGGAGAAAGGAGACCCAGGUGAUACUUUGUCACCUAACCCUGCUGGUUCCCAAGCAGCCCUUCUGCUGGUGGAGAAGCACUGGGCUGGAGGCUGUGUUUCCUAGCAGCUCUGUGUUCUUGGGGAACCAGGCGCAGCACGCAGCCUGUCUGACUCACGAAAGACAUUCCUCCACCCCCCAGCCUGAACCAAAGCUGCAUCAGAAGAAAGACUUACAAAAAGCAAUGAAAAGGCCGUGGGAGACCCACCUAAACCCCUGGGAGAAGGGUGACAGGAUUAAGGAAACUCCCGUAGGCUCAUUUGCAUCAAAGAUGGGACAGGGAGGCGUCUCCAUUAGCAUACAGAUUGGAGAACAGAGUCAUCCAGCGUGACCUCUUGGGCAGAAUCCCCUGGGAGGAUAACAUGAGGGGGAACGGAGUCCAGGAGAGCUGGCUGUAUUUUAAAGAAUCCUUAUUGAGGUUACAGGGACAAACCAUCCCGAUGUGUAGAAAGAAUAGUAAAUAUGGCAGGCAACCAGCUUGGCUUAACAGUGAAAUCCU
This is a messenger RNA of Chelonia mydas (Green sea turtle), 6247 nucleotides long. RefSeq names its product ras-related protein Rab-13. Gene Ontology annotation, cellular component: endosome; Golgi apparatus. The coding region runs from base 3271 to 4089 and encodes 272 amino acids. The record is from RefSeq and is a predicted model, not a curated record. Lineage: Eukaryota; Metazoa; Chordata; Testudines; Cheloniidae. The transcript has 5 exons. Gene Ontology annotation, molecular function: GTP binding; GTPase activity.